AUGCUUUUCGACAACAAGCCUCCAAAUCCGGUCUAUGCGACUCUGGAUGAGAUGAAUUCCGCCCUUGCCGAGAUCCAGGACGAGAUCCAGCGCAACGGCAAUGACGAGGACAUCAUCAGCACCGACUCGGAGGACCUACACCGCCACGGGUACUCGGAGUGGUCGAGCUCGAACCCGGAGACGCUGCCGGUCGCGGUGGCGUACCCGCGCUCGACCGAGGAGGUCUCCAUCAUUGCGCGCAUCUGCCACAACUACCGCAUCCCCAUCAUCCCGUACUCGGGCGGGUCGAGCCUCGAGGGCAACUUUAGCGCGCCGUUUGGGGGUGUCAGCAUCGACUUUGCGUACAUGGACAAGAUUAUCAAGUUCAACCAGGAGGACAUGGAUAUCGUGGUGCAGCCGAGCAUUGGGUGGCAGGAUCUGAACUCGCAGCUGCUGGAUAUGGGCAGCAGACUGUUCUUCCCGAUCGAUCCGGGCCCGAAUGCUAAAAUCGGUGGAAUGGUUGGCACGAAUUGUUCCGGGACGAAUGCAGUCAGGUACGGCACAAUGAAGGACUGGGUCUUGAACCUGACCAUUGUCCUUGCCGACGGCAGCGUCAUCAAGACAAGGAGGAGACCGCGGAAGAGCUCGGCCGGGUACAAUCUGAAUGGGCUCUUUGUUGGCUCUGAGGGCACGCUAGGAAUAGUCACUGAAGCCACACUCAAGCUCGCCGUUAUACCUGAGGAGUUCUCCGUCGCCGUCGUCACCUUCCCCUCGAUUCGAGACGCCGCUGCCGCCGCCGCCGGUGUCAUGCAGAACGGCAUCCCUGUUGCAGCAAUGGAGAUCAUGGACGAGGUGCAGAUGAAGGUGGUCAACCUGGGCGGCGCGACUGCCCCGCGAGUCUGGAAGGAGGAGCCGACCCUGUUCUUCAAGUUUUCCGGGACGAAGCAGAGCGUGGCUGAGAACGUGAGCCGUGUCCAGGCCAUCACGAGCGCGAACAAGGGCAGCAACUUUGAGUUCGCCAAGGACGAGCGCGAGCAAAAGCUGCUGUGGUCGGCGCGCAAGGAGUCGCUGUGGUCGAUGCUCGCCCUGCGCAAGGGCAACGAGGAGGUCUGGUCGACGGACGUCGCAGUGCCGUUCAGUCGGCUCGCGGAGUUGAUUGAGAUUAGCAAGAAAGAGAUGGACGAUCUGGGCCUGUUUGCGAGUAUCCUUGGCCACAUUGGCGACGGCAACUUCCACGAGAGCAUCAUGUACAACCGCCAGGACCCGGCCGAGAGGGAGAAGGUCGAGAGAUGCGUCAAGAACAUGGUGAGGCGGGCGAUCGAUAUGGACGGAACGUGCACAGGCGAGCAUGCUAUUGGAUGGGGCAAGAAGGAGGCGCUCGAGUGGGAGGUCGGGCCGGAGACGCUUGCGGUCAUGAGGCAGCUCAAGCAUGCGCUGGAUCCGAGAUGGAUCAUGAACCCGGGAAAAAUCAUGGACCUCGCUUAA
Molecule: messenger RNA, 1464 nt
Organism: Microdochium trichocladiopsis
Lineage: Eukaryota; Fungi; Ascomycota; Sordariomycetes; Xylariales; Microdochiaceae
Product: putative D-lactate protein
Exons: 4
Coding region: 1-1464 (487 amino acids)
Biological process (GO): lactate catabolic process
Cellular component (GO): mitochondrion
Molecular function (GO): D-lactate dehydrogenase (cytochrome) activity; FAD binding; D-lactate dehydrogenase (NAD+) activity
Source: RefSeq, a predicted model, not a curated record